Seriola aureovittata is the source of this 6845-nucleotide messenger RNA. RefSeq names its product bromodomain containing 2a (gene brd2a). Gene Ontology annotation, cellular component: chromatin; nucleus. The transcript has 12 exons. NCBI's taxonomy places the organism in Eukaryota, Metazoa, Chordata, Actinopteri, Carangiformes, Carangidae. The record is from RefSeq and is a predicted model, not a curated record. Bases 2097 to 4619 code for a protein of 840 amino acids. Gene Ontology annotation, biological process: regulation of DNA-templated transcription; chromatin remodeling.
CAUGCGCAAGCCUCGCGUCGCAAAACAGACACAGAGCUCGACAGCAGUGGUCAUCAGGAGAAAUUAGAUAUUAGUAACCGUUUUGAGACAAGCUGACUAACGUGAGCCGUGAAGGAUUAUUUCGAUUGUAAAGGGAUUACUAUUAUAAUAGAGGAAGUUUGGGAAAUAGCGCAAUCAAUAAUACUGAAUCAUCUUCGUCACGUGGUCACGUUUGACCAAUCGGAGUGAUCCAAAUACAGCCGAAAGUAUGCCCUUUGUUCGGAUAUUUUUCCAACUUUAUCCCCAGAUCUGACCCAGGAACUCGGUACAAAUCAUGGCAUGUGGAUACGGAUGGGUCGUUUUAUGACAAAGGACGCGCUGUGGAUAUGUUUUAUUGCGUUUUUGGUGCGCAGUGCCACGUGUUCAACUUUGAUGAACAGUGCUCGGGCGUAUUUCAUCACAUGACUCCCCUCCCCCACCCGGUGCAGGGAAUUGGGGAAGAAGGCGGACAUGUUGGAGGGAAAUGUGUUGGUUAAAGAGUAUCGAGGUGGAAGACAAGAAGAUUAUUUCAAGAAAGGUCUCGCUUUAUUUUGGGAUUUACCAGUCGACCUCUGUGUUUAUUUUAAAUUGAAGGCUUUUCAUGUUAUACUUUGAACAUAUUUAUUUUUCUUUUGGCUUAUUUAACUUUGUUUUUUCAACCACAGUCUACUUUGUGGUUUUUACAGCUCUAAGUUGUCAAAACGUUUAAUAGUUGAUAUUGCAAGGACCUAGUGUUACUUCCAUCGUUUAUUUGAGUGACAUUGUAGGGAAUUUGUAACCUUGGUGUGGGGGAUGGGCGCAUGUGGUUAGGUAACCAUUUUGUGUGGUUGUUGAAUUUAUAGAGAUCUUACGUUUUUAAACAUAAGAAUGAUUGUAAAUAAUUAUUCAUUGGGGGAUUGUAUGUUUUUAUAUAAAAGGAAAACGUGCGGUUUUAAUCACUCUUCUGUAAAGUCUAAAGGGUGAGGUAUGGUAUUUGUAUUUUCAGGCAUAAGAUUGUGUUUGUGAUUUCCUUUUAGCUUUAAUUCAUGUUCCCCCCCCCCCUUCUUGUUGGUUGGGUACAAGCAGCUUUAAGUUUGAUCAAAUGUGGUCUGAAAUCAGUGAGGAAAACUGCUGUGUCAUUCAGUGGGUAGUUGGUUCUUGUGACCUACUAUAGGUGUGGCCUUUUUCUUGUUGGUUGAAGUAAACGUAGACCACAGCCUCACUGAUACAUUUUGUAUAAAUUGUAAGUCUUGUCUUUGUACUACUUGCAUGUGAGCCAUGGGGCCUAGUCUGUGUGGUUGUGUGUUCUGAAACAGUGGCCUUUAUCAGCAGCAGAUGAAGCUGCUUAUUUCAGUUGUAUUUGUAAGCAACAUAUGCUGCGUUUUUUAUGUUUUUGUUAUUGUUUUACCUGGCUUAUUGUAAAUAAUUCGAUUGUAAUACUCGGUUUCACUGUACUUAAAGAUGGCGACUGCGUGCUUCUUCUCAAACAGAAAUGCGGAUAUUCGAGCAAGCAGAGCGCUCGUGGGGAGAGGCUCUUGGCUCUUAGAGGGUACGCGUGACCCGAUUGAAGAACCAAUAGGCUUCUUGGUAUUUACCCUGGAAGCCCGCGUUAGAACCGUAUCGACCAAUCCCUGUCGUCGCUUUGCACACGUUGACGUAAUGUAAUAUGAUAAGGAGGAGGGUGGCUUUAGUACCCUUCCAUUUUGUACAGGAUCACACGAGGAGCCAGUUACAGGCAGCGUUUCUGUAAUACUGAAUAGACUGAGCCAAUAGCAUUGUGCAAUUACCUUGACGGACAGUUAAAACUUACGAAUAGGUUGGCCCGAAAGACUGACAGUGUAGCUCCAGCGUCUAGGGGUGUGGUGACUUUGACGGACAUCAUAAAUAGCCAAUAGAAAAAUUGAGGGCGUGGACAUUCUAAGACAGUCUAUCCAAUAGGGCGAAUGGUUGGUCUAUAUAAGAACGGGUGUAGGCGCAGCGUCGCCAUUUCAACGAAGCAGAUUUGAAGGAGUUUACCGUGGCGGGGAGCGGAGAAAACUGACGAACAGAGAGGGAUCCUGGUUUGAGUCUAGCUAAAAACACAAUCCGGAUCCAUCCUGAUGGAUAUGGCUGUUAACCCGCUCCUUGACAGCUCUCUUGUCGGGGUUGAGGUUGGCAUAAUGGGAGUCACACCGAUGGACCAGGGUUCUGGCGCAGCUGGAAAACGCAUCCGAAAACCCUCGCUGCUCUAUGAGGGCUUUGAGAGUCCUGGGAUGCCCCCCCUCAAUCAGAUGACCACUUCGGGACCCCCACAACCCCCGGUGAAAGACCCCGCCCGACAGGGAAAGAUGACCAACCAACUUCAGUUCCUACAGAAAGUCCUGCUCAAGUCUUUGUGGAGGCACCACUUUGCCUGGCCCUUCCACGAACCUGUAGACGCGGCCAAGCUCAACCUUCCUGACUAUCAUAAGAUCAUCAAAAAUCCCAUGGACAUGGGCUCUAUUAAGAAGAGAUUAGAAAAUAACUACUACCGCACUGCCAGCGAGUGCAUGCAGGACUUCAACACCAUGUUUACCAAUUGCUACAUUUAUAACAAGCCGACAGAUGACAUAGUGCUGAUGGCCCAGUCUCUGGAGAAGGCAUUCCUGCAGAAAGUGGCUCAGAUGCCCCAGGAGGAGUUAGAGCUGCCUCCUCCCCCUCCACGCAUCAAACCUGGCAAGCCUGGCAGAAAAGGCAGAGUCUCUGGAGGAGUAACAACAGCUCAUCAGGUCCCAGCUGUCUCCCAGUCAGCGUACUCACCUCCCACCCCGGAAACACCCGACUCUAUCCUUUCUACCCCCCCACAGACACUUGUGAGCAAGAGCUUGCCCCCCGUGCUUCUAACUGAACAAAGCAUCCCUACCAUUACAGGUCUGCCUCCCACACAGCCCACUGCUAAGAAAAAAGGAGUGAAGAGGAAAGCAGAUACAACCACCCCAACAACUGUAGCCAUGCCCAUCAUGAGCACCAUGGGCGUCAGCGGCAUCAGCCUGGGGAUGGGUGGUGGACACAACUCGCCGCUCACCCUGACUUCUCUUGGAGUGGACCACAACUCCAGCCUGGGGAUGAACCAAAGCCUCAGCAUCAACCAGGGCAUGGGGAUGGGCAUGGGCAUGGGGAUGGGGAUGGGAAUGGGCAUGGGGAUGGGCCGUGGAACAGUGAUGUUGAGCAGCAAAGCAGCAGCGGGGAGCAGGAGAGGAGUGAGUGGACGACCCAUCAAGCCCCCCAAGAAGGACUUACCAGAUUCUAUACUGCCAACGCCGGUGCGCCGCAGCAAGCUGAACCCUCAGCUGCGCUACUGCAACGGUGUCCUGAAGGACCUGCUGUCAAAGAAGCACGCGGCGUACGCCUGGCCAUUCUACAAGCCUGUCGAUGCAACGUCACUCGGUCUUCACGACUACCAUGACAUCAUCAAGCAGCCCAUGGACCUCAGCACCAUCAAGCGGAAGAUGGACAGCAGAGAGUAUCGUGACGCUCAGCAAUUCUCUGCUGAUGUUAGACUGAUGUUCUCCAACUGCUACAAGUACAACCCCCCUGAUCAUGACGUGGUGGCUAUGGCCAGAAAACUCCAGGACGUCUUUGAGUUCUGCUUUGCUAAGAUGCCAGAUGAGCCUCCAGCACCGCCUAGCUCCUCCUCCUCCUCUUCCUCCUCUUCAUCCUCAUCUGAGAGUGAGAUCAGCAGUGAAAGUGAGGAGAGUGAGAGCAGCCCCAGCUCUGACUCUGAGGAGGAGAGGGCAAACCGGCUGGCAGAACUGCAGGAACAGCUGAAAGCCGUGCACGAGCAGCUCACUGCACUCUCCCAGGGCCCAAUCGUCAAACCUAAGAAAAAGAAAGAGAAGAAAGACAAGAAAAAGAAGAAAAAGGUAGAAAAAGAGAAGCAUCGGAGGAUAGAGGAAGAGAUCCCUCCUAUCAAGCCGGCCAAGACCCCCAAAAUCACCAAGACUCCAAAAGCAAAGCCCAACCGAGCAGUGGGCUGUCCCGUAAUCCCAAUUAAGAAGGCUCCAAGCAAGAAAAACAACAAGAGCAAAGCCAAAAAGGGCGGCAUGAUGUUCAGCAUGCCUCAGCCGGUCCACGACCCCAUAGUGAGUCAUUUCGACUCGGAUGAAGAGGAGGAGACGGCGCCCAUGUCGUAUGACGAGAAGCGCCAGCUCAGCCUGGACAUCAACAAGCUGCCCGGGGAGAAGCUGGGCCGCGUUGUUUACAUCAUCCAGUCCCGUGAGCCCUCGCUCCGAGACACCAACCCCGAGGAGAUCGAGAUAGACUUUGAGACGCUGAAGCCGUCGACACUGCGGGAGCUGGAGAGAUACGUUAUGACGUGUCUGAGGAAGAAACCUCGAAAGCCAUAUGCAAGUAAAAAGAACAGUGCUGGCAAAUCCCGGGAGGAGCUCGCUCUGGAGAAACAAUUGGAGCUGGAGAGAAGGCUGAUGGACGUCAGUGGUCAGCUGAACUCUGGGAAGAAGCCUCCUAAGACUAAACCAGAGAAACCUGCAACCGAGGCCCACACACAGCCGUCUCGCCUCAGCGCCAGCAGUUCCUCCUCGGACUCCUCUUCCUCGUCCUCUUCCUCCUCAUCCUCAGACACAAGCGAAUCAGACUCUGGCUGAGAAGCAGAGGGUCUCCAUUUGAAAGGGUCAUGUGACGGACCCUUGGUGUUUCGCUUCCCACCGAGUGGACUGAACUGUAGUAGAGCUACUGACGACGGAGCCGCAGGGCGGAUCAAACGAGACCAGCACUAGGCAGAACUGGUCCGACUCGACAUGUAUCAAACAGAGAGAGAGAUGGAGCUUUCCCUGCACUCAGCUCAUUCAUCCAGUCUUGGACUCAGAAAACCUGAGGAUGGAUGAAUGGAUGAACUGUAAGAGACUCGAUGUAAAGUCUUGCCGUUCUCUGGAGAACUGGCGUUGUUGGGCGGAGCGAGGGAUGCUCCAUCUCCUGCGAAUAAAGGAGUCGAGCAGCGCAUGCGUUGGAGGGAUAAGGGUGCUAGAGCCAGAAUCUGUCUUAUUUCUGGAGAUAAUUUCCCUUCUUACCGUGCUCCCUGUCUUUAUGCUGUAUAGAUAAGGUGUACAGUUAUAUAAAUAUCUAUUUUUCUUUUAUAAAGAAGCAUUUUAUGGAGCUAAUUUAUUCCCGCAUUCUGGGAAAGAUGUACUGGUGUGGGUGGAGUUGUGUUUGGUUUAGUUUUUUUUUUUUUUUUUUUUUUUUUGGGUGGCAAAGAGGGGAAACACGUGUGUGUGUGUGUGUGUUUGUCUGUGUUUGUAUGAGUGUGUGUGUGUUUGUAUGAGUGUGUCAGUCUGUGUUUGUAUGAGUGUGUGUGUGCAUGUGUUUGUAUGAGUGUGUGUGUGUCAGUCUGUGUUUGUAUGAGUGUGUGUGUGUGUGUGUGUGUGUUGUGUGUGUGUGUGUGUGUGUGUGUGUGUGUGUGUGUGUGUGUGUGUGUGUGUGUGUGUGAGAGAGAGAGAGAGAGAGAACGGCACCCCAAGUGCAGCCUUGUGAAGUCCCUCAUAGUUUUGACGCAGGCGUUGAAAAUCAGUCUGCACGCAGAAGCACCUUGGUUCAGUAGAAUACAGAAUGCAUGCAAUACAGAGGAGCUGACAAACACCUGCAUACUUAUGUACUACUUUACUGCAUCCUUGUGUACUCAUGUACUUGUUUGAAAGGGUUGGCCACUGUACAGAAAUGUGACAUAGUUACACACCAGUUUAUACGUAAAUAUUUCUGUUCCCGUGUUGGCUGUCUUUUUUUCAUCCCUUUCCAUUUCAAUUUCUCUGUACAAUGUGUUUCUUUUUUUCUUCUUGUGACCAAUCUGCUAAUAAAUUGUGAGGACGUGUCUCGUCCACUCACCCGUGCCCAAAUAACAUCUUGGUUCUUUUGAUUUCUUUUUGGUGUUCAGGUCUGUUCAGUCACAAAACAUCUGACUAGAAUUCAGUAUUUCAAGUUGCAAGACAAAGCUUUUACUGGUUUUUAUAUUUGAUAUUUUAUUCAAGUAAGUGAAGCAUUUUGGCUUGAUUUCCCAUCAGCCAUCACUUCCUAACACCAUGGCGACACAAAAGUAAAACUGAUUUGUCUUUUAAACAAUUGGCCUUUGAGAUCUACGGCAGCUGAAAGUUUUAUUUUCUGUAUUGAGCGAGUUUUGUUUAGGAGUAAGUUUACUUGUGUGAUUAAAAACAGUUGUACCAGGUUGGGAAGUUCUAACAGAAACUUCAGGUUGUGGAUGGUGAAGUUUUCUCCUUUGACGGAUAAACAAGUCUUUUUUUUUAUUUAUUAUUUUUUUUUUUUUAAGAAAAGCAAUGUGACUGGUGGAAACAUGAAAGUGUUUUUUUGAAUUCUGGGAUCCAGUAGACAAAAAAAGAUGGUUUAAUGUUAUGAGUAAUAACGAUGCACUGUUUGUUUUGGUGGUACUACUAAACAAUUUGUGAUUUAGGUAAGGUGUGUAUCAGUUUUGUUUUCUUUUAAAAUUGUCUAUGGCUUGAGAUUGGACUGUUGUAUGUUUGAAACUGAUUAUUUAUUUAGGAGGAAAUUGAAUGGAAAUACUUUUUUCAUAAUAUGAAAGUAAUCAAAAGCUUUUAAGUCGAAGUCUACUCUAUGAAAUAUGCACAGAUUAACUGUCAGGAUUGUAGAAGUGUACAUAUUUUACAGUCUCAAUCUUUGAGCAUGUUUUUGUUUUUCCUUCAGUAACUUAGUCGAGAUUUUUCUUUGGGUUACUGUUCCAAGACAAAAUACUCCAGUUAUCAGUCUUACUUUUCUGAAGUUUGUCAGAAAUAUAAACGCCUCUGUACUUGACUCCAUCAUUUCAUCUGAACAUCUGUACAUAAAUAAACUGAGACAUGUUCAUCUUC